GGGAAGAUGAAGUGAUUGCUAAAAUGUGGUCCAUUAUACCCGUAGCGGAGCUAUUCCGCUCUCUCCUCGGUUUAACACGAAAUCGGCGGAGUUCAAAGUUCGAUUACAUGUGUAGUUGCAGCCCAUGGAGUAGCUGAGGAUAAAGGUUCCGGGCUGAUUCAUCGAUGCUUUCGAGUGCAUGCCGCCAAAGCUUCAGUGUACUAUCGACAGCAAGGCGCAGCUGGCAUGCUCGACCAGCACAGACCCCAAGGAUAACUAUAAGAACAAUGUCCCAUGGGCACAAGCAGCCGGAUUACACCACAUACACUCAUGCCGACCUCUUACAACGCGUGUCGGAUCUGGAAGCUCAACUGCGCCGUCUCAAUGUCUCUCAUGAGUCUUCAACACCUGCUUCUGCACCUGGGAAGAAGUUGAGGAAGAAGGCACACAAAACGUUCGAUCCAAGCAAGUAUACCACACGCCUCAUCGCGCUCAAAUUCGCCUAUCUGGGAGGCGCUUACAACGGCUUCGAGCACCACGCGAACAACACUACGCCCUUGCCGACUGUCGAAGAGGAGCUCUGGCGUGCGCUGAGGAAGACCAAGCUCAUCUUCCCGGAAUUUGGUGGUAGGAGCGAGGAUGAGGUGUGCUGGGAUGGUUGCGAGUAUAGUAAAUGCGGGAGGACUGAUCGGGGAGUAAGUGCGUUUGGGCAGGUGGUCGGGUUGAGGGUGCGCAGUAGUCGGCCCAAGGCGGAGGCGACGGUGGAUGUAGGUUCCAUACCUGGCGAGAAGGCUGCCGAAGACGAUAAAAUGCGAGACGUGGAGUCCGCAGGCCUCUCUCCGAUAACAGAGCAGGGAGCGUUCGAACACGCCAACCGGCUUCAGGACUGGCAUUCAGUCCGCGAUGAGCUGCCGUACAUGCAGCUUCUGAAUCACGUACUGCCUACCGACAUCCGCGUCCUCGCGUGGUGCCCCCACCCACCACCCAACUUCUCUGCGCGCUUCAGCUGCAAGGAGCGCCGAUAUCGCUACUUCUUCACGAACCCCGCUUACGCUACGCCACCAGGUCCGAAGAGUGGAGAGGGAUGGCUUGACAUUGAAGCUAUGCGCAAGGCAGCGAGGAAGUUGGAGGGUCUGCAUGACUUUCGAAAUCUGUGUAAGGUUGAUCCAAGUAAGCAGAUCACCAAUUUUGAACGGCGUGUCUUUCAUGCAGACAUUCACGCCGUGUCAUCCCCACGCUUGCCAGACUCGCACUUAGCCCUCAGCAAUGGUGACUUACUGAAUGGUGAGAUGCCACCCAUUGCGAAGUUGUCAGAGCCCGCGCUUUACUACUUCGAAGUCCGCGGGUCGGCCUUUCUCUGGCACCAAGUCAGACACCUUGUUGCCGUCCUGUUUCUGGUCGGCCAAGGUUAUGAGCAGCCUUCUCUUAUCGACCAUCUGCUCGACAUAGAAGGACAUCCGCGAAGACCAUUCUACGACAUGGCCGAUGACCGGCCGCUUGUGCUGUGGGAUUGCAUCUUUCCUAAUCAAGCUCAGCUUCUGCUGGGUGGUCAACAUCAACCUCAUGACGGUAUUAGCCAGCAUGACGGAUAUGAAGAUGGAUUAGAUUGGGUAUAUGUUGGAGACGACGCGGGCAACAGAGAGCCUUCUAGGGGCGCCGUCGACGAAGGUAAGUUCGGCCGCAACGGCAUUAUGGACGAACUGUGGGCUCUCUGGCAAGGCCAUAAGAUUAAUGAGGUCCUCGCUGGAAGCCUAAUGGAUGUGGUCGAGCGGCAGGGUAGACCUUUGUCUCCUACAAGAGACGUGCCGAGCGACAAUAGCCACAACCAUGUGCGCAGCGAUCGCGUCUUUGACGGCAGUGAGCGCCCACGACCGGUAGGCAGGUAUGUUCCUGUCAUGCAGCGGGAGAAGAUGGAGCCGGUGGAGGUUAUCAACGCGCGGUAUACUGCGCGCAAGGGUCUGCCUGGCAAGCGCGUCAUUGGCGACGACGGCCAGGACAUGGACGAGUAGUUGUUAGGAAGUCUUAGGUCUUCGUAGGCUCGUACAAGCAGCCCUUCGCGCCUCGCCAGACUUCCUCUAGGA
Baudoinia panamericana UAMH 10762 is the source of this 2060-nucleotide messenger RNA. RefSeq lists its product as uncharacterized. The transcript has a single exon. NCBI's taxonomy places the organism in Eukaryota, Fungi, Ascomycota, Dothideomycetes, Mycosphaerellales, Teratosphaeriaceae. Gene Ontology annotation, biological process: tRNA pseudouridine synthesis; mRNA pseudouridine synthesis. Gene Ontology annotation, molecular function: RNA binding; pseudouridine synthase activity. The record is from RefSeq and is a predicted model, not a curated record. Gene Ontology annotation, cellular component: cytoplasm; nucleus. The coding region runs from base 165 to 1988 and encodes 607 amino acids.